AGGUCGAGAAGGAUGCAAACAACUCACCCAAAGUCCAAUGGACGACAGUAGUUGGUAACAGAAAGAAACCAGAUAAGCUGCUCUUAGUAAAAGUCGUAAAUGAUGACGAUGAACAUCGAAGGGGAGGAGAUGCGCAAACCAAUCCGGCUCAUCGCGGCUGCCUGCAGGGACAUGGGCAUAGGAAAGAACGGACAGCUUCCCUGGAGUCUUCCAAAAGAAUUUCAGUUCUUUCUGGAUACAAUUACAGCUGUGUCCGCACCUGGGAAGAAGAACCUGGUUGUCUGGGGCAGAGUCUGCUGGUUCUCCUGUCCUGAGACAGUCUUCCCUUUGGCCAAUUGCAUCAAUUUGGUAUUGAGCAGGAAGCUGAAUGCAGAUCCUCCACGUGCCCACUAUCUGUGUAAGGAUUUUGAGUCAGUAAUUCGCCUGGUUUCUGAGCCUCCCUUAUGUCACAUUGUGGAGAUCAUCUGGGUUUUAGGGGGCCCAGAAGUGUAUAAGGAAAGUCUUGAGCAUCCAUGGUGUGAUCGCAUCUAUCUCACCAACAUCAUGGCCGACUUUGACUGUGAUGUGUUUUUCCCGAAGUUUGACCGCAACGUUUUCAGAAAACAAAAGGGCUUUCCCGGAGUACCAGAUGAAAUUCAUGAAGAAAAUGGUAUUAAAUUUCAAUUUCAAGUCUUCAAGAAAGAAGCUUAAAACCGAAGCCGAGGACUGGAAUCAAGACUGUCAAACGUGAUGCUUGAUUUGUUGUUGAUGCUAGAUGUUUACAUAGUAUGAAACAGUAUUUUACAGCAUUUUAUUGGUUUUAAUACAGUUAUGUCAGCU
This is a messenger RNA of Rhinichthys klamathensis goyatoka, 819 nucleotides long. Its product is annotated as zgc:153031. The coding region runs from base 100 to 690 and encodes 196 amino acids. Gene Ontology annotation, molecular function: dihydrofolate reductase activity; NADP binding. The record is from RefSeq and is a predicted model, not a curated record. Gene Ontology annotation, biological process: glycine biosynthetic process; dihydrofolate metabolic process; tetrahydrofolate biosynthetic process. Gene Ontology annotation, cellular component: mitochondrion. The transcript is spliced from 6 exons. NCBI's taxonomy places the organism in Eukaryota, Metazoa, Chordata, Actinopteri, Cypriniformes, Leuciscidae.